GUAGUGGGCCGGGUUGCAGAACCGGCUGUCAUGCCGUAUUAUCUGUUUGCACUUACUUACAUGGUCGUAUACUCACCGUUCAGCCCACAUCCAGCAGAAUCAGCUAUUGCCGCCCUACUGAAGACUGUGCCCCUCUGGUAUCUGACCAUCUACACCUACAGACGUCGGGCAGAAAAACUGAAACCUCUUCGAGCGCUGAAAACAUCCCCAGGUUCUGCAGACUUGCUCAGCAAGGAGGAAGCGACAAGAAUCUCUGUGCAGAAAACAGGAUUCACCAUACGUUCACUAGGAUAUUUUAUAGCGAGCUUACUAGUGUCCAGCUUAGGCGACAUUUGUUUAGUUUACAAACAUUUAUUUAUGCCCGGCAUUUUCUGUUUUAGCAUUGUCCAUGUUUUCAACGUGCUAUCUCUGCGAAGACAUUACGCUACCAGUUGCAAGGCGUGGCUGUCGGUUCCCCUCUGCUUGCUUCUGUAUUCAGUCGUACUGUCAGUUCUCAGCGACACUGUUUUCCUGAUCAUAGUCUUUCUUUAUGCUGUCCUCAUUCACUCUAUGUUGUUUUUUGCCAUCGCAGGCUACGAAAGCUGUCCUUGUCCCUCAACCUUGUCCUCUAUGCUGGGUGCUUCUCUGUUUGUACUUUCAGAUUUUCUGAUCGCCUGUGACAAAUGGUGGCUACAGACGCCAUAUUGCCAGUUGAGCAUUCUGCUCGCGUAUUAUAUGGCUCAACUUUUGCUGGCCGUAGGCGACUGUUGA
Candidula unifasciata is the source of this 750-nucleotide messenger RNA. The record is from the annotation of a GenBank genome assembly. Lineage: Eukaryota; Metazoa; Mollusca; Gastropoda; Stylommatophora; Geomitridae.